Lodderomyces orthopsilosis Co 90-125 is the source of this 4203-nucleotide messenger RNA. RefSeq names its product L-aminoadipate-semialdehyde dehydrogenase (gene LYS2). Lineage: Eukaryota; Fungi; Ascomycota; Pichiomycetes; Serinales; Debaryomycetaceae. The record is from RefSeq and is a predicted model, not a curated record. The coding region runs from base 1 to 4203 and encodes 1400 amino acids. Gene Ontology annotation, biological process: L-lysine biosynthetic process. The transcript has a single exon. Gene Ontology annotation, molecular function: L-aminoadipate-semialdehyde dehydrogenase [NAD(P)+] activity.
AUGUCUGAUUUCUGGGUUGAAUACCUCGAUAAUCCAACAUUACCAGUACUUCCACAUGAUUAUUUAAAACCAGCAAAUAACAAGUCAGUUGAAGGUAAUUUAAGUUUCUCCAUUGCUGAUAAAGUAUCUGAUUUCACCACUGGAUUAGCCGUAUUUGCUGCAUUGGUUUACAGAUUGACUGGUGAUGAAGAUAUUGUCAUCUCAACUGAUGAAUCGCCUGGGUCUUGUGAGUUCAUUAUUAGAUUGAACUUGACUCCAGAGUUGAAAUUUAGUGAAUUGGAAGACAAAGUACGAAAUGAGUUUGAAAACAAUGUUAAACAGAUCAAUUAUCGAACAUUGACUGAAAUUUCGGAAAAGAUUAAAAUUACUAAAAAGUUGGAAGACAAUCCUGGUCUUUUCAAAGUGUCGUAUCAACAUUCAAACCCUAAUCAGCAAUUGAACACCACUGUUCAGGGGUCGGUUAGAGACUUGGCUAUUUACAGAGAUGGGACAGAGUAUACUAUUUUUUACAAUGCUUUAUUGUAUUCUCACGACAGGAUCAAGAUAUUCAGCGAGCAAUUCACUCAUUUUGUUGCGGAGGUUUUGAAAGACCCAAGCGUUGUCAUCACCAAAGUGAAUUUGGUAACACCCACACAAAGAGCCAACUUACCUGACCCAACUAUCGAUUUAGACUGGUCAGGAUAUCGUGGUGCUAUACAGGACAUCUUUCAAUCGAAUGCUGAGAAACAUCCAGAGAAAACCUGUGUUGUCGAAACUGCAUCCUUCAUGGAUCCCAAUUCGAAAACAAGACACUUUACCUACAAACAAAUUAAUCAAGCAUCAAAUAUAGUGGGUAAUUAUUUAAAACAUACCGGGAUUAAAAAGGGAGAUAUUGUAAUGAUAUAUGCCUACCGUGGUGUCGACUUGAUGGUUGCAGUAAUGGGGGUUUUGAAAGCAGGAGCCACUUUUUCAGUCAUUGAUCCAGCUUAUCCACCAGCGAGACAGAAUGUUUACCUUUCUGUUGCUAAGCCAAGAGGAUUGAUAGGUUUGGAGAAGGCAGGAACUUUGGAUAAUUUAGUCACUGACUACAUCAAUAAUGAGUUGGAUGUUAUUACCUCCAUUCCUCAAUUGAAAAUCAAUGAUGAUGGUUCCUUGGUGGGCGGUAAAGUCGAUGGAAAGGAUGUUCUUGAGGAGUAUGCCAAAUUCAAGGAUCAACCAACUGGAGUUCUUGUUGGCCCCGACUCAAACCCAACAUUGUCCUUCACUUCUGGCUCUGAAGGUAUUCCAAAAGGUGUUCUUGGCCGUCAUUACUCAUUAGCAUACUACUUCCCUUGGAUGGCAAAGAGAUUUGGGUUAUCAGAAAAUGAUAAAUUCACAAUGUUAUCAGGUAUUGCUCACGAUCCUAUCCAAAGAGAUAUGUUUACUCCAUUGUUUCUUGGUGCACAAUUAUUAGUUCCUACUGCUGAUGAUAUUGGUACACCAGGAAAAUUGGCUGAAUGGAUGGCAGAGUACGGAGCCACAGUGACACAUUUGACCCCAGCUAUGGGUCAAUUAUUGAGUGCUGAAGCAACUACCGCUAUCCCAUCAUUACACCAUGCGUUCUUUGUUGGUGAUAUCUUAACUAAAAGAGACUGUUUGAGGUUACAAACAUUGGCCGAGAAUGUUUACAUUGUCAAUAUGUAUGGUACUACUGAAACGCAAAGAUCUGUGUCCUAUUUUGAAAUUGAAAGCAGAAAGACUAAUCCUAAUUACUUGAAGAAUUUGAAAGAUGUUAUGCCUGCUGGAACUGGUAUGCAAAAAGUACAGCUUUUAGUUGUGAAUAGAAAUGAUAGAUCACAAACAUGUGGUGUGGGUGAAGUAGGGGAGAUUUAUGUUCGUGCGGCUGGUUUGGCUGAAGGUUACCGUGGAUUGCCAGAUUUAAAUGCAGCGAAGUUUAUCACCAACUGGUAUGUUAAUCCAAAUAAAUGGAUUGAGGAAGAUAAAGCAAAAAGUGCUGAUGAACCCUGGAGAAGUGCUGGUUGGCUCGGUCCAAGAGAUAGAAUGUACAGAUCUGGUGAUUUGGGUAGAUAUUUACCAGAUGGUAACGUUGAGUGUUGUGGUAGAGCUGAUGAUCAAGUUAAGAUUAGAGGAUUCAGAAUCGAGUUGGGUGAAAUUGAUACUCAUUUGUCGCAACACCCAUUAGUGAGGGAAAAUGUAACAUUGGUGAGAAGAGAUAAAAACGAAGAACCUACACUUAUUUCCUACAUUGUUCCUAAAGAUUCACCAGAGUUGUCUAAUUUCAAAUCUGAGUUUGAUGAAGAUGCCGAAGAAGCACAAGAUCCAAUUGUUAAAGGAUUGGUUGCUUAUAGAGAGUUGAUUAGGGAUAUCAAAGCAUACUUGAAAAAGAAAUUAGCAUCAUAUGCAAUUCCAACAAUCAUUGUCCCCCUUGUUAAACUCCCCUUGAACCCAAAUGGUAAAGUUGAUAAACCUAAAUUGCCAUUUCCAGACACCGCUCAGCUUGUUGCUGUUUCUAGAUUGAGUCAAUCUGCCAAGGACAUUGAAGCUACCGAAAAGGAGGAAUUGUCCGAUUUGGAGCAACAAAUUAAAGAUCUUUGGUUUGAAGUUUUGCCCAACCGACCUUCAAGUAUUAGCAAAUCAGAUUCAUUCUUUGAUUUAGGUGGUCAUUCAAUCUUAGGAACAAGAAUGAUUUUCGAAUUGAGAAAAAAAUUGAAUGUUGAAAUUCCACUUGGUGUAAUUUUCAAGAACCCAACAGUUGAACAAUUUGCUAAAGAAGUUGAAAAAGUGCUCAAGGGAGAUAAGGAUUUUGAGUUUGCCGGGUCAAAUAAAGACAAUGGGGAUGCUGAGAAAGAUGACAGUGAGAAAGAAGUUGCCAUCGAUUACGCUCAAGAUGCAAAGAACUUGUCGUCUGUGGCUUUACACGCAAACUACGACUCGUUGGAAGCUUUUCCAGGGGAAUUGGUCAAUGUUUUUCUAACCGGUGCCACUGGGUUUUUAGGUUCAUUCAUCAUUCGUGAUUUAUUAGAGGCAAGAAAAGGUAAACUUGAUAUCAAGGUUUAUGCCCAUGUCAGGGCUUCUACCAAAGAAGCUGGAUUAGAAAGAAUUCGUCAAACUGGUGUCACGUAUGGUAUCUGGCAAGAUUCAUGGAAAGAUCAUAUUGAAGUUGUUCUUGGGGAUCUCUCUAAGGAACACUUCGGCUUGCCAGAAGCAGAAUGGAAACAAUUGACAAACACCAUCGAUGUGAUCAUCCAUAAUGGUGCAUUUGUUCACUGGGUCUACCCAUAUUCUCAAUUACGCGAUGCAAACGUGAUUGGUACCAUCAAUGUCCUCAACAUGGCAGGUGAAGGUAGGCCAAAGAAUUUUGCCUUUGUCUCAUCCACAUCAACUCUUGAUACUGAUUAUUUCGUCAACUUGUCGGAUGAGUUAUUGAAACAAGGUAAAGAUGGUAUUUCGGAAUCUGAUGACUUGGAAGGUUCAGCUAAAGGAUUAGGCAAUGGAUACGGUCAAUCCAAAUGGGCUGCUGAGUACAUUGUUCGUCGUGCUGGAGAACGUGGGUUACGUGGUUGUAUCAUACGUCCAGGGUAUGUCACUGGGUUCUCUCAAACUGGUGCUUCUAAUACUGAUGACUUUUUAUUGAGAAUGUUGAAAGGAGCUACUGAGUUGGGUUAUUAUCCUGAUAUCACAAACAAUGUGAAUAUGGUUCCCGUAGAUCAUGUUGCUAGGGUAGUUACAUCUACUGCAUUGAGUCCACCUAGUGAUAUUGCAUUGACGGUUGCACAAGUGACUGGUCAUCCUAGAAUCCAAUUUAACGAAUUCUUGGGAUGUUUGAAAUCUUAUGGAUAUGACAUCAAUCCAUUGGAUUACCCUGUAUGGACUAGUAAAUUGGAGACAUUUGUAGUUGAUGAACUGAAGGAGAGUGCAUUGUUCCCAUUGUUGCAUUUUGUUUUAGAUAAUUUGCCACAAGAUACUAAGGCACCAGAAUUGGAUGACACUAAUGCUAGAACGUCGUUGAAGAAGGAUGCAGCUUACACUGGUGUUGAUUUGAGUGCUGGAAAGGGUGUCACUUUAGACCAAAUGGGUGUUUAUAUCAGUUAUUUGAUCAAGAUCGGAUUUUUGCCUAAACCUCAAGGAAAAGGUGAAAAGGAGUUGAUUCAAGUUGAGCUUAGUGAUGAGACUUUGACAUUGAUUGAACAGGGUGCAGGUGGAAGAGGAUCAGCCGCAAAGUAG